UGACAGAAAAGAUUGAAUAUUGAAAACAAGUUGCAAGUUUUGUGGGUUGAGGAGAAAUUGAAUUAAACAAUAUUAAUUAAAAACAAUAACUAGGUAAAAUGGAUUACACAAAUAAGAACUUCCCGGAACUGAAAAACGAUAGACUAUUGCGUGCAGCCUUGGGCAAAGAAGUCGAUAAAGUACCAGUAUGGGUGAUGCGGCAAGCUGGUAGAUAUCUUCCCGAAUUUCAAGCCGUACGAGCUAAGCAUGAUUUCUUCACCGUAUGCCGAACGCCGGAACUGGCUUGCGAGGUUACUCUGCAGCCUUUAAGACGAUAUGAACACCUUGACGCCUCUAUUAUAUUUAGUGAUAUCCUUGUUAUACCACAGGCUUUAGGAAUGACAGUAGAAAUGCAUCCUGGAGUGGGUCCUGUAUUCCCGAACCCAUUACAAGACCCAUCAGAUAUCGAUCAACUGCAAGAGGAUGGAGCAGUGUCACGCUUGUUGUAUGUUGGAAAAGCUAUUACGCUAACAAGACACAAAAUUGAGGGGAAAGUACCUUUGAUUGGAUUUACUGGAGCACCUUUCACAUUAUUAGGUUACAUGAUUGAGGGUGGAGGAAGUAAAACUAUGGCAAAAACAAAAGACUGGUUACAAAAUCAUUCCAAAGAUGUACACAGACUGCUUCAAAUGCUGACUCGAGUCAUCAUAGAUUAUUUAGUUAUGCAGGUCGAAAGUGGUGCUCAAUUGCUACAAGUUUUUGAAUCCAGUGCAGAUCACCUAACCAGAGAGCAGUUUGCUGAUAUAUCUGCACCAUAUUUAAAGGAUAUUAGAAAUGAAGUGAAAAUUAAACUUGGAGAAAAACAACUGGGGCAAGUCCCUAUGACUAUUUUUGCAAAAGGCGCAGGGCAUUCUUUAGAUGUCCAAUCUCAAUUGGGAUAUGAAACUAUAGGGCUUGACUGGACCGUUGACCCAGUUGAGGCCAGAAAAAUUGUUGGAGAUGGCAUCACAUUACAAGGCAACCUGGAUCCGCAAGAUUUGUAUAAAACUCCCGAGGAAAUUAGAAACCUAACCAUAAACAUGGUACGGAAAUUCGGAAAAUUGAGAUAUAUAGCCAACUUAGGACAUGGAAUCACGCCUCAAACGCCACUAGAAAGCAUGGCCGCUUUCACUGAAUCAGUUCAUGAAGCUCUUUGAUUGUGCUACAAGUAAAAUCUUAAGAUAAAUCUUGCAUAAAAUAGAAUUGUUGUUGUUGAACUUAAGGGUAUAUAUAAUGAGUUAUUAUUACUUAAGGGUAUAUAUAAAGGUUAUUAUUUAAUAUUUUGUUGCUUUUUGGUAAUAAAACAACUGCAUUUUG
Amyelois transitella is the source of this 1335-nucleotide messenger RNA. RefSeq names its product uroporphyrinogen decarboxylase (gene Urod). Gene Ontology annotation, biological process: heme biosynthetic process. Bases 99 to 1175 code for a protein of 358 amino acids. The record is from RefSeq and is a predicted model, not a curated record. The transcript has 7 exons. Gene Ontology annotation, molecular function: uroporphyrinogen decarboxylase activity. Lineage: Eukaryota; Metazoa; Arthropoda; Insecta; Lepidoptera; Pyralidae. Gene Ontology annotation, cellular component: cytosol.